GGCUCCGCUGGGGGCCGGGCCUUGGAGAAGACGAACUGUGCAGGGAAGCAGCAGCUGUAGGGUCCUCACUGCCCGCUCCGCCCGGCUGCACCCGGCCUCCUGGUGCUCCUCAGGCUCCCGCCGAGUCUGCGUCUCUGGAGGGCAGCGAACCAUCCUGCCCAGAACCUUAUCCUCACAGCCCAGUUUGACGCAGCUCAACGAAUGGAGAAAAAAAUAAGAGUAACCAGCAGGUAAUAUCUAGCCACAUGGAAACUCGAUUUAAAACACGCUUGGCCACUGUUUCCAGCUCAACUCGGGAACGUCCGGAGCGCUUCUGGCCCCUGGACUUCGACGCUCCUCCCGUGGCCCCCGUGGCUGGGGAAGGUACAGUUGUUCCCAGGAUUCCAGGCACGCAGAUCCGGCAGGGCCAUCGCCGUCCCCUUGCUCUUGCCGCAGCCCCGUUAGGCUCCACGUUUCGGGGCCUCCUGGCCGGGGAGGCUGCCUGUGGCUGCCAGCGCGCCCCCGUGGCUGUGGCUCAGCCGGCCCCCACUUCGGCCCCGUGCAGCCCCUCCGGGGCCGCAGCCGUCUGGCGCCCGAACUCACGGCCUCGGGCCGGUACCCGCCGCCAGCGCCUUCGCUGUGGCCGCUCCUCCCCCUCCCCGAGCCCGAGCUGGCCCAGCGGAGAAGGAGGACGGAGAAGCUGGAACCCGAACGCUGAGCUGCAGGCGACAGGUGCAGGAACGGGAGAAGCUAUGGCCUCGCACAGGACGGCUGCUCAGAGCGACACGAGCAACCGCCAAGAGCUCCUCUCGCAGCUGGAAGAACUCAGUAAUGUACUCCGCUGUGGGAGAAAUGGAGAUAAUAAAAGUCUGAUGUAGAAGUACUCGCAGACAACCAUGCUCCUUGAUCGAUCUCAGAUUAUUAUCAGACCUACUCUAAUGAUGUUAGUCUUCCAAAUAAAGUGAGUGACUGAACUGUCCAAAUCAGCAAGAUCAGGAUAUUGAAACUCUUGCUUUGAAUUCUAACGACCAGUUGUAAAUAGAAAAUGAUGCUCACCCUGGUACUGACAGGACAGCAAAUGUUAAAUGUAGACAGGAGGGUCAUUUGCCUCAAAUUCACAGGAGCCAGCAUCUGCAUUAGCUGCACAAGAUACGUCCUUAGAAGGUUCGUCAUUAGCUGGAAGUUUGAAAGCUGCAGCAGAAGCGGCUUUAUCACAGACUGGAUUUAGUUGUGAUGAAAAUACUGGACUGUAUUUUGACCACAGCACUGGUUUCUAUUAAGAUUCUGAGAAUCAAAUAUAUUAUGAUUUAAUUUAUUACUACUGUGAUGUGGAAAGUGGUCGCUAUCGGUUUCAUUCUCAAGUAGCUUUGCCACCUUAUCAGACUUAUAGCACAAAACAAAAAUAAAAAAUUGAGAAAAGAAAGGAUCCAGAUUCUUCUACAAAAAAAAAAAAAAGAGGAAAAGGAUUUGAAUUCAGAGGAUCAAGAA
This is a messenger RNA of Gorilla gorilla gorilla (western lowland gorilla), 1467 nucleotides long. RefSeq lists its product as uncharacterized. The transcript is spliced from 2 exons. The coding region runs from base 246 to 857 and encodes 203 amino acids. Lineage: Eukaryota; Metazoa; Chordata; Mammalia; Primates; Hominidae. The record is from RefSeq and is a predicted model, not a curated record.